Molecule: messenger RNA, 636 nt
Organism: Yarrowia lipolytica CLIB122
Lineage: Eukaryota; Fungi; Ascomycota; Dipodascomycetes; Dipodascales
Biological process (GO): single strand break repair
Cellular component (GO): nucleus
Molecular function (GO): DNA 5'-adenosine monophosphate hydrolase activity; mismatched DNA binding; single-stranded DNA binding
Source: RefSeq, a predicted model, not a curated record
AUGUCAUGGAAAUACGCACUAGGUCAGUACAUAAAGAGUCCUGAAAAAUUCCCCAACGAUGUGACUCUCGACACACCAGACUUUGUCGUGAUCAAAGAUGCGUUCCCGAAAUCACAUAUCCAUUACCUGGUGUUACCCAAGGCUGUCAAGCCCGAUACCCAUCCUCUAAAGGCGUUUGAAGACGACAACCUGUACGAAAAAACUCGUGCCAUGGUGGAAAAAGUUGAGAAAAUGGUUGCUGUCGAGUUCAUUCGUACAAAGGGAUACUCCAAGGACGUGAAGAUCCAGUCAGGCAUCCACUCGGUGCCCAGCAUGAAUCAUGUCCAUGUCCAUGUUAUGACGACAGAUCUGUCUUCUCCCCGGCUCAAGAACCGCACACACUUCAACUCGUUCAGGACUGGCUUUUUUGUGCCAUUCAGAACGAUCCCGGAUCUGAAAGUCCCAAGUCUUGACGCCUGGAUGGUCUCACAGGAGAAACUCAUCAAGGGGGACAUUGUGGUGGAUGGAGAGAACUUUGGGAACAAGUUUGCAAAGGCCAAGAGAAGACUGGAUGAGGAUUUCCACAAAGCCACGAUUCACGGUAUUCCAGAGGAGGUGGAGGAUGAUGAUUAUAGGGUGAUGGAGAUGAUCUCUUAA